Messenger RNA from Trichophyton rubrum CBS 118892, 1440 nucleotides. RefSeq lists its product as uncharacterized. The record is from RefSeq and is a predicted model, not a curated record. Gene Ontology annotation, cellular component: extrinsic component of endoplasmic reticulum membrane; endoplasmic reticulum palmitoyltransferase complex. The transcript has 2 exons. The coding region runs from base 1 to 1440 and encodes 479 amino acids. Gene Ontology annotation, biological process: peptidyl-L-cysteine S-palmitoylation; protein targeting to membrane. NCBI's taxonomy places the organism in Eukaryota, Fungi, Ascomycota, Eurotiomycetes, Onygenales, Arthrodermataceae.
AUGGCGCGGGAAACUCGCCGUGCCCCGAACAGUCUAUGCCAAGAAAGUCCUGUCCGCACCACAAAAACGGCCUUUUCAACCGCCCGACGUUCACAAACCGUAUCAUCGCGGGAGGCUGGAGGCGACGAAUCCCACACAUACAUCCCUCUCGUCCCGGUCCUGACGCCGGAAUACUCUGCAGACCUCGAAGCUUCGUUUCCGGCGCGCCCAGAGCCGCUGUACAUUCGCAAAACUUCGUCUCCUCUCCCUCAGGGCCGCAUCCACAGCCAUCGCCAGCAGUCUCACGAACAGCCGUCUCCUUUACUCCCCCUAUUCAAAUACACCAGAAGAUCCCCUUCUUCGAGUCUCUGGAACCCGGUCAAUUACAUUCCACGCUCCGCCACUCGCUCGUCUCGACAGCAACGUACAGCUCUCACAGGCGAUUCCCAGCCAAAACGGGACGCAGAUCCGCUACUUACCCUCCCUGAGCGUCGGAGAAUUCUCUCCCAGCGGUCCAGUGUAGCGAGUAUACCUCUUAAGACAGACGUCGACGAACCUGACGCCGUUAAUCGUACCAGCAUCGGACUCCCUCGCAGGCAUAGACGUGCAGAUACUUGGGGAGCAAUUGAAAUGGUCAACUAUUCAGGAGCUUCUGCAGGACAGAGCAAUCACUUAAGGCCGCCAGAGCGUCCCUAUGCAGUCAGAAAUGGCAACCUCUUCUCGAUGAAUGGCAGUCCAGCUGCACAACAGCACCCAGAUGAUCCUCCAGAAACACCUCGACACGUUAACUCUCACCUGUCUAUUCGACCGCAGACAUUUAUUGCCGUGCCCCCUGUAAACGUCAAUAACGCCUCAACAAACCCUCAAUCGCCUAGUGGACCCCCUAACGGUGACGCCACAGAAGAACUGAGCUGGGGACCAGCACAUCCAUGCUUUCCACAUAUGAACACCCAUGUCUCCCUAAAUUCAGAGGAUUACGUUCAUACACGGGUAAUCCGGAUACGACGGGACUGGAUGGUCAAAGGAGACCUUGCACCUACCUUUUCCAACCUAUACCCAGAGAUUCUUGACCCACUCUUGGGCGAACAGGAGUUCCGAACUAUCAUCACCAAGAUAAAUGAGGAGCUCAUCAAUGCGUUUGAUCCAUAUGCUGCGCGUAACUGGUUUGAUGGGAUAAUGGGAUUCCUGACUGGCUGGCUAUGGGACGAUCUAGGUGCCAGUCGCAUCAAAUCUCGAAUCAAGGGGCUUGAAGCAUGGAUAGAUAAGUGGAACCGUGAGGUUGGUGCUGCUGAAGGUGUCAAGAUAUGGGGACCCCGACGGACCGGAUUCCUCUCCCUAGACAUACAGAUCCCAGACCCCAAAAUUGGUAUUGUGGAAAGCGAUGCUGGUUCCGAUCUAGGGACGAGAACUAGACCCAGCACCGCAAACACACGGCUACAUGAACGACCGCAGCAUUUGUGA